Cannabis sativa is the source of this 2230-nucleotide messenger RNA. Its product is annotated as dol-P-Man:Man(7)GlcNAc(2)-PP-Dol alpha-1,6-mannosyltransferase. Lineage: Eukaryota; Viridiplantae; Streptophyta; Magnoliopsida; Rosales; Cannabaceae. Bases 50 to 1501 code for a protein of 483 amino acids. The transcript has 18 exons. Gene Ontology annotation, molecular function: alpha-1,6-mannosyltransferase activity. Gene Ontology annotation, biological process: protein N-linked glycosylation. The record is from RefSeq and is a predicted model, not a curated record. Gene Ontology annotation, cellular component: endoplasmic reticulum membrane.
UAAAUUUCCCUUAUUUAUUAGUUAAGUGCCUUAAGCCCAAAAAUAGCCCAUGAGAGCCUCCUCCUCCUCCUCCUCCUUCUUCUUCUUCUUUGAUUCAGUUUCUUCUUCUUCUCUCGUGUCCUGUGCUCUUGUAAUGGCUCUCAGCUCGUCAAAGUUUCUGAAAUCGUACGGCUAUGAUCUGCUCUUGGGUUCUAUAGCUGCAUUUUAUGUCUUCACCGUUCCAUACACCAAGGUUGAAGAAAGCUUCAACGUUCAGGCAACGCAUGACAUUCUAUAUCAUCGGCAUCACAUAGAUAAAUAUGAUCAUUUGGAAUUCCCUGGAGUGGUUCCGCGCACUUUUCUUGGUGCGUUGCUUGUAUCUACCGUGGCAUCUCCAGUCAUAUUGAUAAUAAACUUGAUGCAUUUCCCAAAGCUUUAUGCUCUCUUUGCAGUUCGCAUGGCUUUAGGUUGCAUUGUACUAUCUACUUUACGCCUUUUCCGCCUUCAGGUCAGAGAUAAGUUUGGACAGCAAGUAGAAGCGUUCUUUGUAAUAUUAACGACACUUCAGUUUCAUUUGCUGUUCUAUUGUUCUCGCCCUCUUCCUAAUAUAUUUGCUUUGGGAGUAGUCAACUUGGCUUAUGCAUUUUGGCUCAAGGGGAAGUUUUAUUCAGCUUUAAACUGUCUGAUUUUUGCUACAGUUGUCUUUAGAUGCGAUAUCCUAUUACUUAUUUGUCCCCUUGGCUUGGAGCUAUUGUUGACUAAAUCAAUUACAAUAUGGGGAACACUGAAACACUGCAUCUGGUUUGCUCUGGUUUGCAUAGGUCUUACUAUAUUGAUUGAUUCAAUUUUUUGGAGAAGGUUAUUGUGGCCUGAAUUUGAAGUUUUUUGGUUCAACUCUGUUCUGAAUCGAAGCUCUGAGUGGGGUACACAUCCAUUCCACUGGUACUUCACUUCAGCACUUCCCCGCUCAUUGCUAGCUGCAUAUCCUCUUUUUCUGUUCGGGGUCUUCCUUGAUAGAAGGGUUCCGUUAUUCAUUAUUCCUGUUUUCUCUUUUGUUUUAGUUUACUCAAAGCUCCCUCACAAGGAGCUUCGUUUUAUUAUUAGCUCAGUUCCAAUCUUCAACUUAUCUGCUGCAAUUGCUGCUAAUAGAAUUUAUAACAAUAGGGGAAAAAGUUACUGGAAGUUACUCUAUUUUAUGAUGCUCGGGUUACUUUUAGUCAGUCUAGGAUGUACUGCUAUAACCUUCAUGGCGUCCUAUGAGAAUUACCCCAGCGGUCAUGCUUUGAGAAAUUUGCAUCAAAUUGGUCAUCUUGCUAACCAUACAAAGGAAAAAUGGGUGCAUAUUGAUACAUUUUCAGCAAUGAAUGGAAUAUCUCGUUUUUGUGAAAACGACUUUCCUUGGAGGUACUCCAAAGAAGAAGGGAUACCUCUGGGAGAAUUGGUCCAGAGAAAUUUCACCUACCUCAUAACAGAGCAUCCUGCUGUUAAUAUGAUGUAUAUGUAUUAUAUAAAGGCUAAAUAGCGGUAUAAGUAUUUAAAGCUUUAAGUUUGUAAGUGGCAUAAAACCAAUGUUUAUUUUUAGCGGCAUAUGUACCUAAUGUAUGUAAAACUUUAAUUUUUCUCUAAUUUUGUCAGUACAGACUUGUCUUAAACAGGGCACAUAUAAUUGGGUUUAGAUAGAAACAUGUAGUAUCAGUUACUUCUAAAUAUUCUUUUAAUAAAUUCGACACGGAGUCUGUACUGACGAAAUUGAAAGAAAAUUACAAUUUUACAAACAUUGAGUAUUUAUGCCGCUAAAAAUAAACAUUAGGUUUAUGCCGCUUACAAAAUUAAAACUUUGAGUACUUAUACCGCUAUUUACCUUUAUAUAGUUUGGCUAUGUUUUUAGUUUUUAGUUUUUAAAAUUGUGUUUUUAAAAGUAAGAAUAGAAAACAGUUUUUUGUCAUUUUAAAAAUUUAAUGGUGUUUGGCACAAAUUUUUAAAAACUAAUUUUAGAUUUUUUCUUAAGAAAAAAAAAUCAAUAUUUUAACACCACACCAUGACAUUAAUGUAUACGGGUCCAAGUUCGGGUCUAGGAUCUGAGUAUGUGAGCAAAAUAUAAAAUAUAAUAUGUUAGACAAAAAAGAUUGUUUUUGAAAAUUGAAAAUAGCAUUUUGAUGUUUUUUGUUUUCUAGUUUUUAAAAACUCAAUUUUUAAAAAACUGUUUUUAAAAAAUUUUGCCAAACGACCCUUAUUAGUUUUUAAAAACAGU